AAAUUAGUAAUUUUGAACGGGAACCGCUUUCUAAUGUCUAUAUUUACUUUCUACAUCUCUUAAUUUUUUCCCCAAUCUACAAAAAAUCUUAAACAAGAACCUGAUGAAACUUUCGACAACCUUGGGAAAAGCUUUCGCCUGGGAAUUUCUACUUUCUAGAGAAUACUUUCACCAAAGAGAAAGUUCUAAAGUAGUACGGCAGAGCUUUGGAAGUUGGCCGAAUGGAGCUGGCUAACCCCAAACUGAAAACCAAACAUAUGGCCUGCAGGCUGCACAAAGCUGUGCUGCUGCUAAGCGGGGGAGAGAGAACGGCGAGAGAAUACGGUCGGCAGGCGCCGCAUUUACGGCGGACCUCUCAGUUCUCAAUUCGCUCGCCUUUGGGAACGUUGUGCUCUGGACCGCUCUGGAAGGAACUGAAUCGCCUUCGAGCCGAGGAGUACAGCCAACACAUAUAUAGAAAUAUAAAUUUAUACUGAAGUGGGCAAAAGUGUGACAAACAGAAAGUUAGCAUACUUUUGUGAGCUGUGAUUUGAACAAAUCGAGGGUUCAAAAGCCGCCCUCCCAUGAACCCAAAGAUCCGCAAUGUGAAAAUGUGACCCAAUUGAAAACGUGAAAAACGAUUUAGCCCAGUGCCCUGAGCCCAGAAAAACAACAACAACAACAGCAGCGAAGUCGGGUCGCAGAUAUAUAUUGUAUAUAAAUAUAUAUAUCUAAAGUACAUCUGUCAAUAAAAGGAGGAAUUAUGAAGGUCUCUGACACCAUGGCUACGCCAAUAGAAGAAAAACUAGAUCAAAACCUUAAGGUGCGAACUGGCAUGGUCCAUGUGAGCGAUGGCAAGAGCAGACCCGAGCCCCUGAGGCUAAAUCUGACCAUGGAGUUGCUUUCCCUUCAAAAGUUGGAAGUAGUCACUCCAACCAGUCAUCCCAAUGGACCGCCCAUGGAAUCAAAGGAGCGCAUGGUGCAAAUAACGCGCCAAAAGCAAGGCGGUCUGGGACUGAGCAUAAAAGGGGGAGCCGAGCACAAGUUGCCCAUCUUAAUAUCGCGAAUUUAUAAGGAUCAGGCGGCGGAUAUCACGGGUCAGCUGUUUGUGGGCGAUGCCAUUAUAAAGGUGAACGGGGAGUAUAUCACGGCAUGUCCCCACGACGACGCAGUGAAUAUUCUACGAAAUGCCGGUGAUAUUGUAGUGCUCACUGUGAAACACUAUCGUGCUGCCACGCCUUUUCUUCAAAAGCAAUUAACCAAAGAUACACCCGACUCUGACAAUGAUGCCACCUGUGCAGAACUGAAGGCCGACGAGGGCUACAAGUCCUCCGUCAAUAGUGGAACCAUUAGUCGGAGUUGCAGUCGCCCCAUGUCGAUAUGCUCGGAGCCCGAGAAACGCUGGACGGAUGUGGUGGCAGUGCCCCUAAUGAUGGCUUAUGUAACGAGAUAUAUUUACGGAACCGAUAAGCUGCGUCAAAAUGCCUUUGAGGUUCGGGGCUUGAAUGGUGUUACAACCGGUGUGAUACACUGCGAUGAGCUGGCUAUACUCAGUCAGUGGCUUAAACUGAUCACGGACAAUGUUGUGGGCCUAACGCAUCUUCAGAUGAAGUUAUACAACCGAAAUUUCGCUGUUGGAGAGCGCAUUGAAUACAUGGGUUGGGUUAAUGAGGGCGUCAUCAAUAACAAUAUAUCUUGGCAGAGUUACAAGCCCAGGUUUUUAUUGCUUAAAGGUACCGAAGUGAUGCUCUUUGAAACGCCACCUUUAAAUGUGGCUGGAAUUAGUAAAGCUUUGGUGGUUUACAAGGUAUAUCAGACCAUGUUCCGGAUCGUAAAGGAAUCUGAAACAGUAGAUAGUCGCCAGCAUUGUUUUUUACUGCAAAGUUCUGGACAUGAGCCCCGGUAUUUGAGUGUGGAAACCCGACAAGAGCUUUUGAGGAUUGAGAAUAGUUGGAAUGCUGCCAUUGUCACAAGUGUGAUUAAGUUGGGCCGCAAGACAUUUGCUGUCUCGCAUCAUGGCAAAAGUGGUGGACUUACUCUGGACUGGCAGGCAGGAUUUUCGCUUACCGAAGGAGCUGACUCCGCCGUGGUAUGGCAGUAUAAGUUUUCGCAGUUAAGAGGAUCCAGCGACGAUGGCAAGUCGAAGCUGAAGUUACAUUUUCAGGAUCACGACAGUCGGGCAAUAGAAACAAAGGAACUGGAAUGCCAAGUCCUUCAGAGUCUGCUCUUCUGCAUGCACGCUUUUCUCACCGCCAAGGUGGCCUCAGUGGAUCCAGCGUUUCUGAGCUCAAUCCAACAGACUUAAACAGACGGAUUCUAGGACUUACAAGUAGUAUGAUAUUCGUAAAGUGCAUAGCAAAUAAUUCGAAUAUAGAUGUUGGACUAGGUAUCUCAUAUAUGGUGUCUGCAUGUACUUAUUAUAAACGAGUACGCGUAUAUACAUAUGUUGAUCUGAAUGAUUGUAAUUGGAUACUGAUACGGAUAUUGAUAUAUUUAUAGCGCUGAUAAAACUGAAAGUGAAAUCUCUUGGUGCAUUACAGUAAAUUUUAAGCAUACAUAAGGCAAUUACUUUAGGCAUUUUUCCUAUUGCGUAGAAUUUGUACCAAAAAUAAUUGAAAGAAAUUCAUAUUGUUUAUAAUCGAAUUGUUUCCCAAAUGUAGCCUUUAUAGUUAAAUUACUUAUAACCUUACUUAUGAAAAGAUAAAACCAACCUAGGUCUGCCGAUUCUGAAUGUCAGAAGAUAAUGUCGCUUUUGCUAUGAACUGAAUGGGUUCUGAUCAGGGCCUCUAAGGCUUUAUUCCGUGUUGUAUCCUCUAGACUAAUUUCACCAAAAGUUGAUCGAAAUUUAAUCGAAUUAUUAAAAAUUAAAAAAAAUUGUUUUGUGUGCGCUCUAAUGAAAAUUUAAUUUUCGACAAAAUGGAAAAAAACGAAUGCUUUAAAAACGGAUUGAAUGUUAUUUUCUACUGAAGUAAUAGCUGAUAUCAUAAUAGAUAUUUAUGAAAUAUAUAUAUAAAUAUAACAUCCACCGAACAAAUCUCAAUGCACAGAAGUAAUAUGAAUUAGAUUUUAUAACUGUUAUAGAUCUAACCAAAGCCAGUUAAGUGAUUCCAUCAGACACUCACUUAGGUCAUUUGUCAAUUCAGAAAGUGUCUUUCCGGGACGAGAUCGCAUUUGUUGCUUAUACAUAUUGCAUUGUAUGUAUUGAUUUUAAAAGUUAUUGCACAACAUAACGUACAUCUACAUAAAAACGAAUUAGUUAGCGAAUUAUCAACGAGCACAAAAAAAAAAUAUCAUAUAAUAUGUAAA
This is a messenger RNA of Drosophila ananassae, 3285 nucleotides long. RefSeq names its product gamma-1-syntrophin (gene Syn2). The coding region runs from base 743 to 2284 and encodes 513 amino acids. The transcript has 10 exons. NCBI's taxonomy places the organism in Eukaryota, Metazoa, Arthropoda, Insecta, Diptera, Drosophilidae. The record is from RefSeq and is a predicted model, not a curated record. Gene Ontology annotation, cellular component: intracellular anatomical structure; dystrophin-associated glycoprotein complex. Gene Ontology annotation, molecular function: structural molecule activity; protein binding.